This is a messenger RNA of Arabis nemorensis, 3201 nucleotides long. Lineage: Eukaryota; Viridiplantae; Streptophyta; Magnoliopsida; Brassicales; Brassicaceae. The record is from the annotation of a GenBank genome assembly.
AUGCGUAUUGAAGGAAGAGAUUUGGUCGAUCUCGUGCUCUCUUGGUCUCUUCAAGAAGUACUCAACGUGGAUCUUUACAAAGGACAGGUGGGGAGGAUUCCUAUUGAGUUCCAGUCAACAGCUGACUAUUUCAAGUCCUUCAUUCCUCCACUUAUCGAAGAAACACAUGCCGCUUUAGAGUCGAGUAUGAGGACAUUGUGGCGAGCACCUGUCGUUGAAAUAAACUACGUUAUGCCCACCGCAGAGUUUGAGCUUCGUAAUGACUUGUUCUAUAAAGUGCAUUUGAGUAGUCAUACAGUUACUGAUGAGGCUAGUACGCAAUUGAUACCGAAAGAUCUCAUCGUGCUGACAGAUAAAAGGCCAAGUCGUGUUGAUGGCUUCAACAUUUCCAAUGAACCUUAUAUACUUGCUAUGGUGUGUAAGGCAGAUCCAGACAGGCCCAAUUAUGUCACUCUUUUGGCUUCGAAACCCCUUUUUCUUGAGGAUGUCAAGAGGGACAAGAACGAGAAGAAAGAACGCCUUUUCGGUAUGUAUCUGGCGAAUAUAACUACUAACAUCCGUAUUUGGAACGCAUUGCAUCUUGGUUUACAAAGUGGGAACUUGAAUCUUAUCCCAAGAGUCCUUCAAAGAAACAGCGAGGAUGAAGGAGUUUGCAUUCCCUGUCAAUUUGAAGGAAGUGAUGGUCUUGUCCCUCGUCGUUUCCUGAAGCUGAAUCCUUCACAGGAAGAUGCAAUACUGAAUUGUUUGGAUGUUAGAAGAUGUCACCACGCGAAUACCAUAAAACUGAUUUGGGGUCCACCAGGGACAGGGAAGACGAAGACAACAAGUGUAAUGUUGUUCACACUUCUUAAUGCAAAAUGUAGAACCUUGACAUGUGGUCCAACGAAUGUUUCUGUGCUUGAAGUAGCGUCAAGAGUUGUGAAAUUAGUCUCUGGAUCAUUGAAGAAUGGUAACUACGGUCUUGGAGAUGUAGUUUUGUUUGGGAAUGGGGAGAGGAUGAAGAUUAAAGAUAGGAGAGAUCUUGUUGACUUCUUCAUUGAUGAACGCGUUGAUAAGCUUUACCAGUGUUUCAUGCCUUUUUACGGAGGGAGAGCUACUAUUGAUUAUAUGAUACGUUUACUUGAGGACCCGCAAGGACAGUAUCAACAAUACUUGGAGAAUCUGGCACGGGUUAACAAUGUGAAAAGCAAAGACACUGAUUCAGUCUUCAAACGGAAAGGAAAUAACCAUAAGACAAAUCAAAACAAAAGCACAGUUGAACAAGUUGUUUCUGACUUUCAGGAGAACGAUAAACGUCCUCUAUCAUUUCAGGAAUAUCUACCAGAGAGAUUCAGUGAACUUAGGAAAGAUCUGGAGCUUCUUUUCUCAAGAUUAUGCACACAUUUGCCUACUGCUUUGCUCUCAUCUCAAGCCGCAACACAUAUGUAUGAAACUAUUGACCUUGUUAGAGAUGCUACAAUUGUAGCUAUACCAGAUGGUUUGAGUGGUGAAGCACUAAAAUCGGUCCUCAGUGUGAAUGGAGAAGGAAGUGAAAGAUUCAGAAGACAACACGCAACAGUAGAGGAUUACUAUCUAAAGCUGUUAAGAUUGAUCCCUCAGAUUUUCACACUUCCGAGUGUAUGUGAUAGGCAUCUUAUUAAAGAACUUUGCUUGGGGCACGCUUGCCUGCUUUUCUCUACAGCAUCAUGCUCUGCAAGGUUAUACACUGGAUUACCGGUACAGCUUCUUGUGAUCGACGAAGCUGCUCAACUGAAAGAAUGUGAGACAGCCAUUCCUCUGUUGCUUCCCGGAUUCCGGCAUUCAAUUUUGAUUGGGGAUGAGAGGCAGCUUCCUGCAAUGGUCGAAAGCCAGAUUGCUUUAGAGGCAGGAUUUGGGAGAAGUCUAUUUGAAAGAUUGGCCAUUCUUGGACAUAAUAAAUACUUGCUAAACAUCCAAUACCGGAUGCACCGGUCAAUAAGUAUCUUCCCAAACAAAGAGUUCUAUGGAAUGAAGAUUCUAGAUGCUCCAGUGGUCAGACAAAGAAACUACACAAAGCAAUAUCUUCCUGGACAAAUGUAUGGACCCUUCUCUUUCAUCAACAUAGCAUAUGGAGAAGAACAAUAUGGGGAAGGACGUAGUCUGAAAAACAACGUUGAGGUUGCUGUGGUCUCAGAUAUAAUAGCCAACCUUCUCCAAGUCUCGGAGAAAACAAAGACACGCAUAAACGUUGGUGUGAUAUCUCCUUAUAAGGCUCAAAUAUUUGCAAUUCAAGAAAAGAUACAGGAAACAUGUAGUGGUGGUGCAGGAGGACAAUUCUCGCUGAAAAUUCGGUCUGUGGAUGGGUUUCAAGGUGGCGAAGAGGAUAUUAUAAUAGUUUCAACUGUUAGGUCCAAUGGUAUUGGAAGGAUUGGGUUCCUUGCAAACCGUCGGAGAACAAAUGUAUUACUCACUCGAGCAAGGUUCUGCUUAUGGAUACUUGGAAAUGAGGCAACUUUGAUGAACAGCAAGUCUGUAUGGAGGAAUCUGAUACAAGACUCAAAGGAACGCAAUUGUUUUUAUAAUGCCGAAGAAGACAAGUCAUUAGCUCAGGCUAUCGCUAGUGCAAAAAUCGAGUUUAUCCAGCAUGAUAGACCACUGAACAGUUCAAAAUGGAAGGUUUGCUUCAGUGACGACUUCAAGAAAUAUGUGGGAGAAAUUAAGAGCCCGGAGACUUACAAGAAAAUUAGGAGUUUUGUAGAAAGGAUAUCACAGGGUUGGCUUCAUGAAGAGGAUUCGGCGAGAGACAAUCUUGUUUCCUCCUCUCAGCUGUUAAAACAAAGCAAGAUCGACGAUGUUCUAAGGCUCAUUUGGGCUGUAGACAUUCUUAAGGAAGAGUUUCACUAUGUCCAAGUUCUGAAAGUUUGGAAUGUUGUGCCACUAUCUGAUGCUUAUGAAGCUGUAAAACGUCUAGACUCAAGCCAUAUGAAAUAUACAAGAGACGAGAUAGAAAAGUGCAGAGCUAGAUGUAUCAGAGGGGAUAUAGUUGUACCCUUGAGAUGGUCUGUUCAGUCAACAAAUGGCAUGCAUGAAAAUACCUCAAUGGUUUGUUCGAGUGAUGUUAUGGAGACAUUGGAAUCACUCAACCUUGUGGGAGAAACGUUGACUUAUGGACCAUCCAUUGACUCUCGGGAACCUCUGGAUAUUAAUAAAGGAGCAGGAUAUCGAAGUAGACCGGUUAGCUGA